GACUCCUUAUACGUUUUUUGCUUAUGAUGUACGAGAGAUGCGUAUUCCACAUAAACGUACUUUUCGUUGGUAUUUUGCGCGUUUCAUUGCUAUGCACAAGUCUUUUUACAUUGUGUGACUGUCAAACGCUACAAUGGCAUAAACAAGGCCCACCAAAUAAGUACGCCCCCAGUCUCCGCUCAAGACUUCCUCUCUUGGCCUUCCUGCUGGAAACCAUCUUUCUCCUACUGUUUGUCAUUUUUGUGAAAAUAGAGCAGCAUGAGCAGUUUGGCAGAGAGUCUGCCAGUAAGCUUUUCAUCAGCUCAUAUGCAGAAUUCCAAGAUGUUCAUGUGAUGAUAUUCAUGGGGUUUGGUUUCCUGGCCACGUUCCUUGUACGAUAUGGUUUCAGUGGAUCAGGGUUUAACGUGCUGUUGGCAGCCAUGGCCAUCCAGUGGGCCGUCUUGAUAAAUGGCUUCCUGCUGCCACAACAACACCACAGAAGAGAGAUCCACAUCAAUAUGAAGAGUGUUAUUGAGGCAGAGCUCUGUGCAGCAUCCGCUCUGGUUGCCAUGGGAGCGGUCCAUGGGAAGGCAAAUCCUGUCCAGCUUUUACUGAUGGCUCUGGUUGAGGUCACAGGAUUUGUGGUCACUCAGUGGAUCCUGCGAGCUCUGUUCAAUGCAGAUCCAGUGUACAGCAUCAUGCUGCUGCAUGUCUUCGGAGCUCUGUUUGGUGUGAUGGUGUCAUGGGUGCUGCACAGAGAGGGGAUCAAACCAGAACAUGAGAAAGAGAAAACUGACAGCAAGACUGGCUUAUUCGCAAUGUUUGGAACGCUAUUCCUGUGGAUGUUCUGGCCCAGUUUUAACUCGGCACUGGUGCGAGAUUACAGGUGGGACAGAGGACUAAAGCUUACUGUCAUUUAUGGGACGUAUCUGUCGCUGGCUGUCAGUGUUGUCAUGGCGAUGUCUGUCUCUAUGCUCACUAGCUCCAAAGGAAAGAUGAACAUGGUUCACGUCCAGAGCUCUGCCCUGUCUGGUGGUGUUGCCAUUGGAGUUGCAAUGACAGCUGUCCACGCGCCGUGGAUUGCCAUGACGAUUGGAUUCUGUGCUGCUCUCUUAUCAGCCUUGGGAUACCGGUACAUGAAGAAUCACAUGCUGUUUGCUUUUGAGUGUCAUGACACCUGCGGCGUCCUCAGCGUGCAUGCCAUACCGGGAAUUCUGGGAUGGUUUGCUCAUUUAUUUCUACGGCUGGCCAGUAAUGAGAGCACAAUAGCGGUGCAGUUCGCUGUCUAUCACAUCUGUGUUCUCCUCGUAACGGCGUGCAUGAGUCUGGUGAUGGGCACAGCUACAGGACUUUUUCUUAAAUGGAGUAUCUGGAGACCCCAGCAGGACAGGAAGUGCUUUGAUGACCAGGCAUUCUGGGAGUUUCCAAAUUUGGUGGUACAGAAAUGAAGAACUUGUGGACACAUUAAUAAGAGGACUCAUUAUGCAUGAAUGUAUUUGUGUGUGUGUGUGUGUGCUUGAGAGGUUAGACAUUGCUUAAGUAAACAAUUUACAAGAUAAAAUGUCCUUGAAUGGAAAGCAUUGUGCUUUCUUAGAGACAAAUCAUACAAAACAUCACCAAAGAAAUUUCCAAGCCCCUGGAAAUCAAGGCUGGAUUAAAUUACUUUUGUGGAAGCAAGAAAAACAGAGAAGAGUUUGUUCAGCCUGACAAUGACAAACUGAUACACCACACCACCACCUAAUGCAAUAUAUAAAAAUAACCUUAUGGUGACUUUAAUCUACAAUCCCAUGUUAUUCAUCUGCUUUUGAAUGUAAUAAAAAAUUCUGCUUUCUAAAAGAAAAAACACUGGCUCUGUACAUAUUUACAAUAAUUUUAUUCAUUUAAACCCACAGUUGGAUGAAGUUCAGCUACUUUUUGUCAGAAAGAGAGACGUGGAUUACAUUAAAAUGUAACAUUCUUUUAGCAUGUAGAAAUCACAGAAUCUCUAAUUUGUUAGUUGACAGACGAGUCGAAUUCUCUGACUCGCAUCUCAUCUUAUUCUCCCAUAACCACUGAAAUAAUAAGAAAUUGUGCUUUUUAAAAACAUUAACAUUUUUUUAUACAACUCCCACAUGCCCAAACAUACACAGAGAGUGAACUUAAAGCUCCAAAAGCUACAAAAUAUAUACAGUUGUUCUCAAAAUUAUUCACACCCUUAGUAAAUAUGAUCAAAGAAGGCUGUGAAAAUAAAUCUGCAUUGUUUAUCCACUUGAU
Molecule: messenger RNA, 2232 nt
Organism: Sinocyclocheilus anshuiensis
Lineage: Eukaryota; Metazoa; Chordata; Actinopteri; Cypriniformes; Cyprinidae
Product: ammonium transporter Rh type B-like
Exons: 11
Coding region: 24-1427 (467 amino acids)
Biological process (GO): ammonium homeostasis; ammonium transmembrane transport
Cellular component (GO): plasma membrane
Molecular function (GO): ammonium channel activity
Source: RefSeq, a predicted model, not a curated record